Messenger RNA from Scheffersomyces amazonensis, 738 nucleotides. RefSeq names its product Dad1p (gene DAD1). The transcript has a single exon. Gene Ontology annotation, molecular function: microtubule plus-end binding. Gene Ontology annotation, cellular component: DASH complex; mitotic spindle; spindle microtubule. The coding region runs from base 84 to 497 and encodes 137 amino acids. The record is from RefSeq and is a predicted model, not a curated record. Lineage: Eukaryota; Fungi; Ascomycota; Pichiomycetes; Serinales; Debaryomycetaceae.
CAACAACGCGCAGUAAUUUAGCUCCUGAAUAGUUCAUAGAUAUAAAGAGAGAGAGAGAGAGAGAGAGAGAGGGAGACUUAAUAAUGUCACACCAAGAAUCAUCAGGAGACAGUGCAUCCAAUGGUGGAGCAUUGUAUUUUGAAAAACAACGAGAUUUAUUAAUUCAAGAAAUAGCCACCAAUAUUGAUAAUGUCAUAUUUAAUCUUGAUAUAUUAAAUCGAUCGUUAAAUGAAUCAAUUCAGGUAGGUAAAGAAUUUGAUGAUGUUGGAAGAUUGUGGGCGAACUUUUAUGAUGGAGUGAAUCAGUUGAAAGAAAAAAGGGGUGAAAAGGGAGACGAUGAAGAAGAGACUGAGGGUCAAGGUGAAGAUCAAGUUCAAAGUGCAAGUGGAGAACAAGAAGAACAAGAAGAACAAGGUGAAGAUGAAGGCCAUGGACAAAGUAUAGAACAAGAUGUCCGAAGCAUUCAUAGUGAAGGAGAAGAAGAAAUUGACGAAUAAGAUAUCAAUAAAAUUAAAAUUAACUCAACAUAACUAUUCUUUAAUUCAAUACAUGUAUAAUAUACGAAAUCUUUAUUUGAGUAACAUGUAGAGUAAUAGAGCUAGUACUUUUCAGACAUUUAAAGAUUUAUAUUUUAGUUUUGGAAAACAAGGAAAUAAAGAACAUUAUAAAAAGAUUAUUGCAAGAACAGUAAACAGUUUAAUAACAUUUAAUUUAAUAGUAAUACUUUAAUAAAAGAAU